Chara braunii is the source of this 5616-nucleotide messenger RNA. The record is from the annotation of a GenBank genome assembly. Lineage: Eukaryota; Viridiplantae; Streptophyta; Charophyceae; Charales; Characeae.
GGCGGAACUGCCAUCUAGGAGGAAGCCAAUUAUUACUGGCGAGAAAAGCUAACCACCAUCGCCAUUGAAGAACCCAUGGUCAUCGACGACGAGGCUUUGUUUUGCGUAUUCCAUUGCAUGCAUCAUCAGGGAGCUCUUGAGCUUGAUCUCGCAUCAUAUAUUAUGAUGCAUAAUGAGGCAGUAGGAGCUUGGCGGCGAGCUCAGUCGGGAGGCGCAGCCCACCAUCGCCAGUGAAGAACCCAUCUUCAUCGUCGUUUUUCGUCGCCUUCGUUAUCAAUGUGGAACUAUGUCGCCAUCGCCAAUAGCUUGUGCAUGACGCGCCGUCUUCCUGGCAAGUGAGAGUGAGGAACCCAGAUUCGCAUCUUUCAGGAGGUAUGAAAAGACUUGUAUGUGCCUGGGGACAGCGAAGACAUAGUUUUCUUGUGAAAUGUUGUUGUUGAUUUGCAUUUUCCUUCUCUUUGACGGGGGGCAUUUCUUGCUGCCUUCUUCUUUCAUUCCUAUCGAUCUUACGGAGAGAAGUUGUUGCCUGUUCUUGGAAUUCCCUUCUUCCCGUUAAGCAUUUCUUGCUUAACGGAUUGGAAGAGAUUAGAACGUGAUAGGGAGUCGGGGCGAAGGGAUCUGAUAGAUACUUCUGCACACACACACACACAGAGAGAGAGAGAGAGAGAGAGAGAGAGAGAGAGAGAGAGAGAGAGAGAGAGAGAGAGAGAGAGAGAGAGAGAGAGAGAGAGUCUUACUGGGAAGCGAUGGAAGUUCCUCGAGCGUACUCGAAUUUAACGUCUUUCUUCCCUUCCCUGAAGCAAGGGGUGGCUGGUGGUGGAAGUAGGGUACGGGUAAUUGGUAGCGGUGGGGAGGUAUCUGGCAAAGAGGGUUUAUCUGGGAAGGAGGGUGGUAAUUCUUUAGACGAAUGUUUAAAAGAUAGGGCAUCGAGCGGUGGAGGUGCUCUUCUUUCGUCUCGUGGCAGUCCUGCUGCUCUGCCUCCUCUUGCCAAGCCGUCCCCUUCUAACAGCAAGCGCACAGCCGCAAGGAUAAGUGGGAUCCGGACUGCAGAUGCCCUCAGCGCCAGGAGGGAUCCCGCGGGUGUUACCUUAGACUGGCAGUCGACCACAUCUGGUCUCGAUGCAAAUGCUGACGAUGAAAAUAGCGGCAGCGAGAGCGGUCCAUCAUCGACGUCUGGGAAAUCGAACGCCUCGUUGAGGAAAUGUCUUGCAGCUGCUCGACUAGGGGGCCAAGCAGCGGGCGGCAUCGUCGCCCAAGGACGGGGUGGUGGAGCCGAAACUGGAAGGAAAAACGUUGAAAUCGUGGCAGAAGGGAGGGGAGUAGAAGCAGGAGGAGAAGUAGGAGGAGAAAGUGGAGGAAGAGGAGGAAGAGGAGGGAGAGGUGGAAGAGGUGGAAGAGGAAGAGGAGCAGGACGGGUAAGAACGCCUUCCUCUGCCGUUGGAGGGUUGGUACACGUGGGUGCCUCGGGGGAAAAGGGGGGGAAGCAGCAGCUCCAGACUUCUAUACUGCAAUUCGGUUCGCUUUGCGCCACUACGCCAGCGAAGUCCGAUACGGUGCCACAAAGCAGGAAGAGAGCUAGGGAGGAGGUUGAAGAACAAGAGGAGACGCGAGGAGCAAUAAGCGGCAGACGAGAAGUGAACCGGUCUUUGACAGCGUUCUUCGACAGGGCAAACGCACCUGUCGCCAUCGCCGCCGUGCAGGACAGCGAGGUAGGAGAGAACGGCCAUGGUGGUGUGGACGAGCCUUCCUCGAAGCGAGUCGCUCGGAGCCUACAUUGCGACUUUGGGGCGAGCAGGAAGGAUGGGAGCUCUGCUUAUGCUGCUCUUCCUACGCCAGGAGAAGGGCAGAAAUGUGAUGAUGGUUUGCUUGAGAGCAGCAACGGAACGGCUAUGGGGGCAGAUGGACGAAUCUCCGCGCGACACGUGGCUGUUCCUAAGGAUGCUGGGGCGGAUCUUGGCGUUAAGGGUGCAAGGCUUGAGAGAGGAGAGAAGAUGGAGGAGAAGGUCGCCACUAGGAGUGAAGAAGAUUGCCAAAGGGUGCACAGGAACGAACUUGUGGGUCCGGAGACCCCUCCCCGUGCGGGGGAAUGUGCCGACGACCCGACUGCAGAGCGGCUGUGCGAGAAGGCGCAGGAGGUAAGGGCAGCCCCCGCAUCGGUAGAAUGCAUAGAGCUUAGCGGAGACGUUGAGGCUCGAGAUGGAGAACGUGAGAGCAGCGACGGGCAAGAGGAGCAGUCGUCCACCAGAAAGAAGAACAGCGUAUAUAUGUCAAGGCAAAAAAAGGUCUUAGGAGCUACGACCGCGAGGCUCACGAGACGGCAUGAGGAGGAGGUUCUCUCCGCUCUUAAGGAGAGUGGCGGCCGAGCCACACCCUUCCGUUUAAGAUCGGCUCAAAAAGUAAGCGAUGGGGCCAUUGCCACUCCACCUCUCCUGCUCUCAGAGAGGAGGACUUCGUCUCGCCUUGCCUGUCGAUCUGCCAAUGCCAAGCUUAACUGUCCAUCGUCGUACCGCAAUCCGGACCGGAUGGAUGGGACCCCGUCGGCAAAGAUUGGCCUUCUUGGCCGGACCCCAGCAGCGAAGAAAGCAUUGUUCACACAGGAGAAGACGACUGCUGAGACGCAAGGGAAGCUGCAGCUGGACGAGGAUGAAGAGGAAGAGGAAAAUAGGAAGACGAAGCAGUCGAAGAAGAAGAAGUCUGCUGGCCCGAAGGCCAUCGAAAAGAAGAAGAACGGUGCUUUUUCAAGCGGGGAGAGGAACAAGAAAAAGCGGGGGCUCAGUAGCAGGAGCAGCAGCGGGCAGAAACGGUGUAAGAUGGCUGAAAGAAGGUACUUCACGAAGAUCAAAACGAGAGGAGUGGUGUUCAGUAUCGGCGACGAUGUGUACGUCAGGAGGAAAGAAGGCGAUGACGAGACAAGCGACAGCGAGGUCGAGCUUGAGGAGUGUAAGAUCUGUGCUGUGGCGGACAAGAGCUUGAUGAUCGAGUGCGACGGAUGUCUGGGGGGGUUCCAUCUUACUUGCCUGACGCCGCCGUUGAAGGAGGUACCGGAAGGAGACUGGUUCUGUGUCAACUGCCUAGAGAGAGAGAAAGAGGGGAGGGAGGGAGGAGGAGUGGGGCAGGUGGUACCGGUGACGACGACGGGAGGUGUUCCGGGUCCGCCGGUUUCGGGUGCUUCGAGGCGCACUCGCUCCGCUCGAGAGAGGUUUUUGGCAAGCGAACUGUACAUGGCUCGCAUAGAAAGCCUCUGGCGAGAACCAGAUGGCAGCUACUGGUUCCGAGGGAGGUGGUUUGUCGUUCCAGAGGAGACUCACACUGGCAGACAGAAUCAUCACGGCCGCAGAGAGGUCUUUCGCACCAAUACGCGCGACGACAACGAGAUCGAUUCGGUCGUGCGGCAGUGUUGGGUGAUGGGACCGGCAAAGUACAGCAGCGCCUCGCGAGAGGGGGACGAUGUCUUCUUGUGCGAGUACGGGUACGACGAAGCGUGGAAGCGGUUCCGCAGAAUCAGUACGGACGACGACGAGGAGGGAGAGGGUGUGGAGGAGGAGGAGGAGGGGGGGGAGAGCUUGUCUGAUGAUCUGAGCGAUGAUGACGCCAGUUUCGUUCAGGGCGACGCCUCCGACGACGUCGAUUCGGACACAGACGAGGAUGAGGACGAAGCCGAGGCGGACGAGGAGGGAGAGGAAGCGGGUGAUGAUGGCGAUUACGAGGGUGGAGGAAGGAAGGCGUCAACGAAAACGAGGAAACGAAGAGGAGGGGGAGGGGGUGGUGGGAGGCUGGCGGAACCCGUCAAGGGGAAGUCGACGCGGCGAGUCGCUGCGCCGAAACCUGCGACGGCCGCUGUCGGGGCGAACAAGCGGCGGUACAGGCAGCUCACGAUCGAAGCUAUGGGAGCCGUCGAGAUACCGACUCUGGCGAGGAGGAAGGCGGUAACGGACUUCGAGAAGGCGAGGGCGGCUCUGGCGCUUGCCACGCAUCCCAAGCACCUGCCAUGUCGGGAGAGUGAGCGUGCCGAAGUCACCGCUUUUGUAGAAGAGGCAAUAUCGGCGGGGGACAAGUGCUUGGGGCGUUGCCUGUAUAUCAGCGGAGUUCCAGGGACGGGGAAGACGGUGACGGUGUUGGAAGUGAUGAGAGCGAUGAGGAGGAAGGUGGAUAUGGGGCUGCUUCCUUCCUUCCAGUUCGUGGAGAUCAACGGGCUUAGGCUGCCGACACCCCAGCACGCGUACUCAGUCCUCUACGAGGCGUUGACAGGUCAGCGACUGGGCCCUCGCUCCGCUUUGGAGAUGCUGGAGAAUCGCCUCCUGCAGACAGCUGGCUUUGGCACCGCUGGUGGUGGUGGGGACCACCACCACCACCACCCUCGUCGCCCUGGUGGAAAGGCCUCUGCCAGAGCCGGCGGUGGGGACCACCACCAGCAGCAGCAUCGUCCUUGCGUCCUCCUCGUCGACGAGCUUGACCUCCUCGUCACGCGCGAUCAGGGCGUUCUCUACAAUCUAUUUGAUUGGCCUACUCGACCCAGUUCCCGCCUCAUCGUCAUCGGUAUUGCUAACACCAUGGACCUUCCCGACCGGAUGCUGCCCAGGAUUGUCAGCAGAAUGGGUCUUCGCCGUCUGUCCUUCAGUCCGUACACUCACACCCAGCUCGAGAAGAUCAUGAACGCUCGCCUCGCCGGCAUCGACGUCUUUCAAGGAGCCGCUGUUGAGCUGGUGUCUAGGAAAGUAGCUGCUGUUUCUGGCGACGUCAGACGGGCUCUUGAGCUAUGCCGGCGAGCAGCGGAACUUGCCGAGGAACGAAGUCAGAAAGCUGCUGCUGCUGCUGCUGCUGCCUCUGAGUCAUCAGAGACACAGACCGUGCCAGCGGCCGGUCGUGCUGCCGCAGACUCCCUUCCUCCUGCUGCAGCUGCUAAGUCCUCUUCGGAUGUAGGGACCACCACCACCACCAGUCGAGGCAUAAUAUCUCAACGUCGUGUCUGCAUGUCCGAUAUUGAUGCAGCCAUCAAGGAGACGUUUGAAUCUCCUCACAUGCAGCUCAUCAAGAGGGCAGCUCGACACGAAAAAGUGUUUCUUGUGUCCAUUCUGCUAGAGCUGCGCAAGAGUGGCAUGGCCGAGACCACCUUUGAGCGGGUAUCGGAACGCCACCUUGAGCUCUGCAGAGUCAAUGGGGAGAACCCUCCCAGUUUCGAUAUGCUCCUCAACAUUGGUUGUCGUCUGGGCGCCUCUCGACUGCUUCUCUGUGAAGGUGGACAGAAGCACAGACUGCAGAAGAUUCAACUCAACAUCCCCACCGAUGACAUCAGCUUCGUGCUGAUGAAGGACCCCCAACUACCUUGGCUUGUCCGUUUCUUGUGACGAAUCCAAAUGUUGGGGGGGGAGGCCACGGGGAGGGCGCAGGGGGAGGGGGGUGAAAGAGGCAUGGUCGCCUCUCAAGAGAAGCACAAGCUGCCGAAGAUGCACCUCAACAUCCCCAGAAGUGAUGCCAGCUUCAUGCUGAAGGAGGUGGUUUUACUACUUUGGAUUGUCCGGUUCUUGUGGGGCAGCCUUAGUUGGAUAAGGGCGGGAAGAAUGCGGUUGGAGGGGGGGGAAAUUGGGGGGGAGACAACAACAAAGACCGUGAAAAACA